Pelodiscus sinensis (Chinese soft-shelled turtle) is the source of this 2427-nucleotide messenger RNA. It is a transcript of the gene ZC4H2, whose product is annotated as zinc finger C4H2-type containing. Gene Ontology annotation, cellular component: nucleus. Gene Ontology annotation, biological process: positive regulation of neuron differentiation. The record is from RefSeq and is a predicted model, not a curated record. Lineage: Eukaryota; Metazoa; Chordata; Testudines; Trionychidae.
AUAGUUCUCAUAGCUUAUACCGCACAGGCUCAGAGUCCGUAUGCCUGGAGCGGGUGGUUACAUUGUGUCUAUUGUAUGGGUUGAUUUUUGUUUUGUUUUGUUUUGUUUUGGGGGGCUGCCAUUUGGUACAUCACGGGAGGUUUAAAUCGGAGUGAAAAGCAUGGCUGAUGAGCAAGAAAUCAUGUGCAAACUGGAGAGCAUCAAAGAGAUCAGGAAUAAGACUUUGCAGAUGGAGAAGAUCAAGGCACGUCUGAAGGCAGAGUUUGAAGCUCUGGAAUCGGAGGAGAGGCACCUGAAGGAAUACAAACAGGAGAUGGACCUUCUGCUGCAGGAAAAAAUGGCUCAUGUGGAGGAGCUGCGGCUGAUCCAUGCAGACAUAAAUGUGAUGGAGAACACUAUCAAGCAGUCUGAGAAUGAUCUCAACAAGCUCUUGGAGUCCACUCGACGCUUGCAUGAAGAGUACAAGCCCCUGAAGGAGCAUGUAGAUGCCUUGAGGAUGACUCUGGGCUUGCAGAGGUUACCAGAUCUUUGUGAGGAGGAAGAGAAACUCUCUCUUGACUACUUUGAAAAGCAGAAAGCUGAAUGGCAAACAGAACCACAAGAACCUCCCAUUCCAGAAUCUCUGGCUGCAGCUGCAGCUGCUGCCCAACAGCUACAAGUGGCUAGGAAACAAGACACCAGACAGACAGCAACUUUCAGACAACAGCCCCCUCCAAUGAAGGCCUGUUUAUCAUGUCAUCAGCAAAUUCAUCGGAAUGCACCGAUAUGUCCACUCUGCAAAGCAAAAAGCCGGUCUCGGAAUCCCAAAAAGCCCAAGAGGAAACAGGACGAGUGAAACAGAAAAUCCAUGGAGAAAAUAUGUGACCCAUCCUAAUCCCUUUCCAGUAGAACUGUAAAUGUGGCCAGUUUAUUGAAGUGCAGACUUAAGUAUGACUUACCCAUUGUUUUCUAAUUAAUGUGACGUAAGCACAAUGUUUCUGUUCCAUCUUACUUUCCAUCCAGUUCUCAUAUUUUGGUUUCAGGAGAAGUGUUGAUGGUGCUACACUUUAACAUUUUAAUCAUUCCAUCUUUUGAUUCCUAAGCCAAGUGGAACUUCUGAUGCAAGCAGUUUGAAUGCCAAUGAGCACUUUGUAGAUCUGGUUGCAGAGAAGGACAGAUCCCUCCUGUGAAGAUAUAUUUGAGGAUACAUGUUUUGUAGUUAAAUAGAUCACUUAAGGUAUCCCUACCAUACUUGCCAAAGCAUCCCUGUGUUUUCCUGUCCCUGCACUGUUUGCCAUACAAACAGCAAACACUGUCCAUAAAACCAGGCUAUUUUUAAUGAUCAAGUGUUACUUCAGCAAGUUGUGGGGAGGAUUGAAGGACAUUUUUCUAAAAGAUUACUCCAAUUUUCUCCUAAGUGAAAACCACUUGAGGCACAGAAGUAUCUGAAUAUCCAUUUGCCAUGCUAAAGACCCAUGCCUUAUCCUAACCAGGAAGAUUACAUGGGCUAGAUAUAGAGUAAAACUCAGCGUAUCCAAGGAUUUUGGAGUAUAUCUGGAAUUACCAGGAAAAAUAGGGAUGUGGACACACAAGAGAUCAGCAUAUAGUUCAAUAAUAUGGGGUUUGAUUCUAUUACAGAUUCCAGGUCUUUACAGCACUGGAUUAAAAGUUGGGAAGGAGAUCAAACCAUUGAAUCUAUAUGACUAUAUAAAAUUGUGUUUUACCAGCUUGAUUAGACCAUUUUCAGCAAUCUUAAGACUUGACUUUAAGUCCGUUAAGAGCUAAGGCCUCAGCAGCAGCAUUUGUAGACUUCUGGGACUCUGUUGCCAAAGAGCUAAUCCUAGUUCUUCAGGGGAAAUCGUAAAAUAUACCUUGACUUUAGUGAUGAUUGACUGCAACAUUAGCCAUUCUGUACUUCCUCUCCACCUUACAACUAUGGGUCAAAGGCAGCUUUAAAGUGGGCAGGUACAAUACCUGUUGAAGUCAAAAGGAAUUUCACUGAUGUACUCCUCAGCAGUAUUGGUUGAAAAAUUUUAUGUUAAAAAUGAGUGCACUUUCCACCAAAUACUUCUUGUUUCUCAACAAAAAGUCAAAGCUUUUAAAGAAAAGAGCCAUUUUCCAGCACACUCUACUUCAGAGCUGACUUUGACCUUUUGCUCUAGAUGGAAUAUCCAUCAGAAUCCUCCAAUAUAGAGUGAGCUCCUGUCCUUAUGUCAGCUAGUGUAACAGUAGCAUGUCUAAAGAUGGCAGUGGAAGGGUGAGUGGCCUGAGUACAGAACAGGGAUCCAGAACCUCUUGGUUUCUAAUGCCAAUGAUACAACUUACUCCUUUGCCUUGAGAAUAUCACUAAGGCUACAUCUAGACUGCAGGCUUCUUUCAGAAGAAGCUUUUCUGAAAGAAAUCUUCUGAAAAAACUUUUUCCGAAAGAGAGCAUCCACACUGCCAAAG